Molecule: messenger RNA, 5220 nt
Organism: Etheostoma spectabile (orangethroat darter)
Lineage: Eukaryota; Metazoa; Chordata; Actinopteri; Perciformes; Percidae
Product: E3 ubiquitin-protein ligase DTX4
Exons: 12
Coding region: 496-2727 (743 amino acids)
Biological process (GO): Notch signaling pathway; protein ubiquitination
Molecular function (GO): zinc ion binding
Source: RefSeq, a predicted model, not a curated record
GUGCUAAACGUAACGUUAGGCCACUACUGAGGUUGCGCUGUUGGAAGCCACAAUACUUUCUCAACAUUUCGCUAUGCUACGCCCCAAAGAACAGAAGGAAAACACACUAGCUGUUGUCCACAGUCUGCCGAGGCUGGUUCUGUCGGGAUAUCUAGCUCCCGCUCUCCAAGAAAUAAUAUGCUUUGUUUUUUAAGCGUAUUUCUUCUGGCAAUAAUUCCACUAAACGUAAAAGGCCGUCGCUGGAAGUAAACGACUCGUCGGAGAAGCUAUCUGUGUGUCCGGAGCAAGGACUAGCACACACAUACGACAAUAUUUAGGCCGCUUUAUUGUCGGUUUACUUUUCGGCUGGUCUCACAACGUAUUACGGUGUUAUGACAAAGACAGUCUGAGUCGAGUAAGGACCGUGGUUUCCUUGUCCGCUUGGCCGUGCGAGGGGCUCCAAUCUACGCAGAAGAAUGUUUCACCUUCUCCCGGCGUUAGCUCAACCGCGGAUCCAUGGCCAACAGUAACAACAUGCUCCUGGCCUCUGUCGUGGUGGUGUGGGAAUGGCUAAAUGAACACGGACGGUGGCGGCCCUACAGCCCCGCCGUCUCCCACCAGAUAGAGGCGGCCAUCCGGAGCAGUGACCCCCGCGGAGGGAGCGUUGUACUCGGCCAGGUGGACAGUCGGCUCUCGCCGUACAUCAUAGAUCUCCAGUCUAUGCACCAGUUCAGACAGGACACAGGAACCAUCCGUCCGGUGCGGAGGAGUUUUUAUGACCCAGCCUCAGCCCCAGGUCAGGGCUGGCAGUGGGAGUGGGAAAACGAUGCAGGUACGUGGACGGCCUACGACAUGGAGGUGGCCAUUGCCAUCGAGAACGCCCACAGUCGGCAGCAGCCCUGUCUCGACCUGACGCCACUUGGCUUCUGCUACCUCAUCGAUUUUCAGAACAUGACACAGGUGAACAGACAGAGCCAGAGGUGUCGGAGGCUACAGAGACGUGCUGACAUGGCCUACCCUCUAGUGUCCGGUCCUCUCCCAAUACCAAAGGGAAGCGGUGCAGGAGGAGGCAUAACAGGAGCCUUGCUGGGGGUUGGGGUGUCGGGGGCAAGCUCUUUCUACUCCAAUGGGAGCUUACCGGCUACUGGAUUGGGCCAACCUUGUUCCUGCCAGCAGUGCAUGCUGGUUCUUAGUGUAAAGACCAAUACAAUAGGAGCAGGGAUACAGACUCUAGGUAGACGCUCACUAACCAUGCAGCGGCCCAAGAAUUCAGCGGCCAUUAUCUCUAAACCUCUGAGUCCGUCUAAAUCAGCCACUCUGGGGCGAGGUCAGCAGCAGAACUCCAACUCCAACUACUAUCAGACGCUGCCGCAUGGUCUUGCCAUCUCCAAAAACACCGCCUCUCCAAGAAGGAACGCCCAGCUGUUUGCUCAGUCGCUGGCUGCACUCACCGCUGGAACCUCCACUCUGGGUAUCUCCUCGUCUUCCAACAGGCCGCCUCCGCCAUCCCUCCCGCCUCCUCAGCCUCCAUCAUCCAACCCUAACUUGAUCCCUCCAUCCAUUCUUGCCAAGCACUCCUCAUCUUCAGCCAACGAAUCAGUGCCAACCGCCACUUUAAUUACCCCUGCCAACAGCGUGACCACGCCCCCUUCUCCCGUGCCAUCUCCGUCGCCGAUGGUGAUGAAGCCGCAGCGCCCACCGACGUCCGCAGCAACAGUGUGCCAUGCCCCGUUGCCACAGAGAUCAAGCUUAGCCGGGCUGAGCCGACCAGCAUUACAGAGGAUUGCGAUGGCCCAGUCCAGAGCGCUCAUAGCGUCAGGUGUGCCCACCGUCCCAGUGAAGAACCUCAAUGGAUCCAGUCCUGUUCACCCUGCACUGGCAGGGAUCACAGGUAUCCUAAUGAGUGCUGCCGCUCUGCCGGUGUGUCUGACUAGACCUCCGAAACUGGUGCUACAUCCUCCGCCUGUCAGCAAGAGUGACAUCAAACCCGUGCCAGGCUUUGGCCACUGCUGCAGGAAGACCACCAAGAAACAGGCUCGCAAGGGUAAAACUCCAGAGGAGGUGGUAAAGAAGUACCUGCAGAAAGUAAAAAGUCCACCAGAGGAGGACUGUACCAUCUGUAUGGAGCCGCUGGGGGGUCCAUCUGGUUAUAAGGGUCCAGGAGUGGGGCCUGUGUCUCGGGCAGAGUCAAUCGGGCGACUAGCGCAGUGUGGACACCAGUACCAUUUCCAGUGUUUGGUGGCCAUGUAUAAUAAUGGCAACAAGGACGGCAGUCUUCAGUGUCCCACCUGUAAAACCAUCUACGGCGUAAAGACAGGUAACCAGCCGGCAGGGAAGAUGGAGUACCACGUGAUCCCUCACUCUCUACCAGGACAUCCUGACUGCAAAACCAUACGCAUUAUCUACAAUAUACCACCAGGCCUUCAGGGACCAGAGCAUCCGAACCCAGGGAAGCCAUUCACUGCCAGAGGCUUUCCCCGACACUGCUACCUCCCAGACAGCGAGAGAGGACGCAAGGUACUGAGACUGCUCCUGGUAGCCUGGGACCGCAGGUUGAUCUUCUCAGUUGGGACUUCCAGCACUACUGGAGAGUCCGACACCGUUAUCUGGAACGAGGUCCACCAUAAGACAGAGUUUGGCUCAAACCUGACAGGCCAUGGCUUCCCCGACCCCGGACACCUCGACAACGUCCUGGAAGAGCUCCGAGCUCAGGGCAUCACAGAGGAUGACGGACUGAUGGAAAAGUGAUAGGACAAGUGACCGGGACAGCGAAGAAGAGUGGAAGGAGAACAGAGAGCAGAGAAGGAGAACAUUGAAAGAGGAGGUCCGGGGCCGAGACACACUCUCUCUGCCAGCACUUAAAAGGGGUGCAGGGGGACUUUUGGGGUUACAGAAGACACUGAUUUUGUUUUGUAGAGGGAACCACUUUUCAAGAUGUUGAUUGAGUCAAUGCUGGGUUUGCCUGUCAAUACAAGUUAGCCCAAACUUCACCAUUUUCAAGCAAGCACAUCAAUAGCAGUGGGAAAGACUUUGAGAAAGCUGCAGCACAGAAAGAAAAGCAACUCAGAAAGAGGAGGAAGCUGAGAAACAAGCAGAAAGAAUGAUGGCCCUCAUGGUUUUAGCUUUUAGACAGCUAGGUACUAAAUGUCAACUAGUGAGAAUGAUGUGGUACUAAUAUUUAGGACAAACAAGUUCACUUUACUGAGGGAGAGUAACCAGGAACAGAAAGUAAAUUUUAGAGCAGUUCAAUGAAAACUGGGAGAGAAGGGACAAAGAGAGAAAGAAGUUGGAGCAGUGGGGGAGGGGACAGAAGGAGGGAAUGCAGGAAUAAUGUAGCAGAAAGAGACAACGAUGGUGUACGGAUGUAGCGUAGGAUAGGAGUAAAGUAAAAUUAACUUGUAUGGUACUUAACAGGUACAUUGGCUAUUAUUUAAAACACAAGGAAACCAAGAGUGAUGAAGGGAAAGUGUGACGACUGUUUGCUUUGUUCAAACCACCUGCUUGUUUGUGGUUGGAGUUUAGUGCUGUUGCUCCCUCUUGUGGUGUGCUAACCUAACCCUGAGGUGUAGCCUCGACCUGCAAGCUACUGGAACAAUGUUGCUAUGAGUUAUCCACCUGUGUUACUUUUGAUCAUUGUUGCUAUAAUCCUCAUUUAACGUCAUUCCAUACUUUACCUCCUUCUUUUGACUUGAUGGGUGUCUAUAUGAUCUCACCUCUGUAUGUUAAUGAUUGUGUGUGUGUAAUGACAAAAGACCAAACUAAGGCCUAGUCAUUUGGGCCUAUUUGGAGUCUUACUAUUGAGCCAAGUUAACCUUAGAUACACAGGUACUAGUAUUUACUGAUAUAUCUUUUUUGUCCAUUUUUGACAGCUUUGACCCAUGGUUUACGGGGAUGUAAAUGCUGUUGUAUCCUGUUACAGUGUGGCACCAGUGAGAGUAUGAGUGGUAUGAGGGUAUGAGGGUUGGGGAGGAUGGAGAGGACAAGAGUUACCCUGACAUGCCUGGUCAAACACAUAGUACUACUGAGGAGAAAAACCCUCAAUAUUCAAAUGAAUUCAAGUUGACAACUUGUCAAGGACACUGAGAUUGGUAUUGUUAGUGUGAUGUUAGUAACUAGUACCCACAGUAAACAUUAUCCAACACACUAAACAGGCAUGUAAUUACAUGUAUGUUUAAUCAAAGAUAUUUACAGUAAUAAAGGCUAUUUCCUCAUUUUGACUUGAGAAGGUGAAUUACAAGUCCCAAAAACUAGUUUUAGACCAACUACAGGAAACAUAUCACAACAGGACUUGCUCCUGAUUGGCUGACAUCACUUAGAAAAUAGCUGAAAUCUGUCCAAUGAGGCCAGUUUGCUGCAUCUGAACAGGAAGGCUGGGUUAACCUCAUUAAAGUCAAAUGAGCUGCUAUGUAGGCCAAUCAGCAAUAUGAGUUCUUUCUGUAAGGAUGUCACAAUUCAUGCGAGAAUUUGAAUGAAUAAUGAUAAUAAUCAUGAAUAAUAAUGAAUAAUUAUUAUUGUAGCUGUUUUGCAGCUUUAUUAGACAAAAUAUCAUAAAGAGCAUUAUUUUGCACUUGCACCAUAGGAGCAGUGUGUUCGGAAAAAGCCAACUUGUAAAGGAUACACAAUAUGGGCCCUUUAAUUGGUGACUUGUUGGUAUCAGCAGUGUGAUUCUUCUCUCAACAACAUUAAAAAAAACUCUCCUCUAACUUACCUCUACCUCUUCACACUGCCCAGUCUUUGAGUUGGGUCUGUAAAUGACCCCUUAUCACAAAGUGUGUGGGUGGGUGUGCAUGUGUGUCUCUGUCUGUCUGUGUGUGUUUGAGAAAGAGAAUUUAUACACUAUAUGGUAUACUACCAACAUGCUCCAAGUUUACGAUAUUGUUUUGGUACUCCAUGGGAAUCACAUCAUCACAUCAUCUUUUAACUCUGAUGAUGAUGGAUGAUGGUACUCCCUUCUUUAUUAUGUUAUUUUAUUAUGAAAUGUAGUUACACCUUUGUUUUUUAAUAGCAUUUCUUUUCACACUAUUAGAGUAAACUGCCUUUUCAUUCAGUAUGUUUAUGUUGUAUUAAUUAUGCCUGUUUUCAUUUGUUACAAUUGGUUUACAAAGGCAGUAUUGUUAAAUACAUUGUCUUUUUUUCAAUGUGUAAAGAAGUUAAGCUGAUUCGUGUCAUCUUUUCUUUGGAAAAGGAAUUUGAUGGUAGACUUUUAUUUGAGUGUGAAAUGUAAUAAUUUCAAUAGCAAGU